Molecule: messenger RNA, 1796 nt
Organism: Prunus avium (sweet cherry)
Lineage: Eukaryota; Viridiplantae; Streptophyta; Magnoliopsida; Rosales; Rosaceae
Source: RefSeq, a predicted model, not a curated record
CCCGUCAUCAUCACCAUCAUAGAAGGCAUAAACCGGUUGAGGAAGUGAGCAUCUCCACCCAUAAAGGCUAAGUCUAGGUCAUGGGCAAGCAAUGGCUGCUACUACUAUUCACGUGCAAAUACUACUCACUCGGCUUUAAGUAUCCACUACCCUCACCACGUUUCCUACUCUCCACUCACAACUUACACAUACAUCCGCCUAAAAAACUCACAAUGGCCCUCAUUCUCUCUCUAUAUGCUUGCGUUUGCUUGAUGGGUUUGUGUUUGAUAAUGGGUUUUGGGGUUUGUUUUUGGGUUUCAUGCAGAAGAACAAUAACAAUGGCGUCGAGAACAAGAACAAGAACAACGACACCAUCAACAACGACGGGGGUGAGAAGAAGGAGGACGGCUCCAUCGCAGGGCACUUGAUGCGUUUGAACCUGUCAGGGUGUAUGUGGUUGUCAAAGAUCGAAGGUGAGGUUAUAAACUCCAUCAAUCGUUUAUGUGACGGCGUCGUUUCUACUAUGAUGAAUACAUGGGUAACGUGGACAGAGUGCUUUUAUGCACUCAUGAAUCGGCUGGAGCACUUUUUGAAAGCGGGGCGUCCAAUAGACCCGCAGAAAUUGAUUAAGCGUUUUGAGAAGUUGAAGUGGUCUAUUAUGGUAAUUGUGCCACCAAAGAAGAAAAAUGGAGGCAACGACGGCAACCGCGGCAACAAUGACGGCAAUGACGGCAAUGACGGCAAUGGUGGUGUCGGUGGAGAUGAGAAGAAAAAGAAGGAAGACAAGGGCAAUGGUGGUGGCAAAAUGAAUUAUCCAGCGGGUCAGUCCCGGUCUGGACAACGUUCAUAUGGAAAGGUAUCCCGUCAUCCAAGACCAAGUCAAGCUGGAGUCCUAGAAUGUAGAAGUUGUGGUUUAGUCUGUUCACCACGUUCAAAUUUGCUUCCAUUGCUUAAGUUAUAUAUAAGAGAGGAAAACUGCAGUAUUCUUGCACUGAGAAAAUACUUUUGUUCAAGCAUCCUUUUACGUUUAAGUUAAUCCCAGUUUUCAACAUCUGGUAUCAGAGCCCCUUCUGGGCCUGAACAACCUUGAGGAAAAGGGUGAAAGAUUGUGUGUCUUGCAGCAGGAAGAAACAAUGGCAAAGUCACUGAGAGUUUUGUUCAACCAGCGAUUCCACGGUUUAAUGGUCACUACGAUCAUUGGAGCAUGCUGAUGGAAAAUUUUCUCAGCUCAAAGGAGUACUGGAAUCUUGUGGAAUCAGGAAUUGACGCCCCAGUAGAGGGAGUUGUGUUGACUGAACAACAACAAAAGAGGGUUGCUGAACAGAAGCUGAAGGACUUGAAGGUGAAAAACUACCGCGGCAACAAUGACGGCAGCAAUGGUGGUUGCGGUGGAGAUGAGAAGAAAAAGAAGGAAGACGAGGGCAAUGGUGGUGGCAAAAUGAAGUAUCCAGCGGUUCACUCCGGGUUUGGACAAUUUCAUAUGGAAAGAUAUACCGUCAUGGAUAUGGUUAUCAAAAUGGGGCACUCAAAACGUGGAAAAUAAUGUUGUUACGGUGUGUGAGGUCUUUGGUUUACUAGUGAUGUACAACCACUUGGCCAAGGACAUUUACACUACUGCACCACAUCAUUUACUCUACAUUUGAAUAGGGUCAAAAGUCUGAAUUAUUUUUUAUUUAUUUAUUUUCUAUGUGGUUUUAUUGUUGUUCAAUAUUCUAGUAUUAUAGUUGAGGUCAAAGUUACAUAUAAAAGUCAAAGCAAGCAUUGUGUUGUAUGGUUCCAAUUUUCAAUCCUAUGAGACAUGGGAUUUUUAGGACAUG